Messenger RNA from Erigeron canadensis, 1206 nucleotides. RefSeq lists its product as uncharacterized. Bases 18 to 833 code for a protein of 271 amino acids. The record is from RefSeq and is a predicted model, not a curated record. The transcript has 3 exons. NCBI's taxonomy places the organism in Eukaryota, Viridiplantae, Streptophyta, Magnoliopsida, Asterales, Asteraceae.
AAUAAUUCAAACUUUUCAUGCAACAACAAAAACAAUUACACAAAACAAUGAUGUAUCCAUGGCGGUCGCUUUCUUCUUCUUCAACAUCAUCAUCAUCCUCAUCUUUCGCUUGCAAAGAGGUAUAUGAAAACCAGGUGAUGGAUAUGAGAGAACAGAUACGCCGUGAAAGAGAAAAGGAAAGGAUAAGGGCGGAGAUAAUGGUGGAGGAGGAGAUGCAACGGCGGCGGCUGGGUGGUUGGAUGGGGUUGUCAUCGUCGUCGGUAAUGUUAAGGCCGGAAGUAAAUUCAUUGGGUGGUUAUGAAACCCGGCCGUUUAGUAAUGAUAAUAUAUAUGAUAGAUCAAUGGUUGUAAUGCCGACGGUGCCGGAGAUAUAUAGUCAUUGUGGUGGAAGUCACCGGCGGGAAGAAGUUGAUGACGAGCCUCCGUUUCAACGUGCACCUCGAUUUAGAGAGAUGGAUGUUUAUCCGACUACUAAUGAUGAUGAUGGUAAAACGGAAAUUGUUGGAAAGGGAAAGCCUUGUGAGGCGACUGACUCAAAGAGGAAAGAACCACCACAACCCUCACCUCCGUCACGUGCAAGUUCAAUUGGGUUUGGUCUAGACAGUAUUACUACAACGAAGAAAUCAAAGUGGGAAUGGAGCUGUGAUGUUUGCAAAAUCAGUGCCACAUCCAAGAAUGGUUUGGACGAACAUCUUGCUGGAAAGAAACACCAAACAAAAAUGGCAGCACUUAAGUCACCCAAUAAUGGUGGUAGUGAAAUUGGUCUUGGAAAAGUUAAAAGCUCUGUCAAGGAACAAUCCGAUGGAGAUUUCAGUGACCCCAAAGGAAAAUAGGGAAACUAAAGGAGAGAUCACCAAAAAAAGGUUCAACCCUUGGUGUAGGAUUUGUAAAGUUAAAACUACCAGUGAGCAAGAUAUGAAAAAGCAUAGACAAGGCAAACAACACUUGAAAAAGCGGUUUAGUAGAGAACGUGCAAAAAACAAAAAUCGGCUUGCAGGAAGUAAAAGUAUUGGUACAUAGUCAAACGGGACAUGCUAUAUUGCUAGAGUAGAGACUAAAGAUCGUUGAUGAAAGGAUUAGUUUUUCUUGUCACAUGCAAUGCAGUCAAGGUGUACAUCUAUUAUGUUCAGUAUGCCUAUUAGAUUUCAUUUACAAACAUAAUGCUACUUGGAUGUUUCUUAAAUUAAUUUAACACUUCCUUCAGUA